AUGACUAGUAUAGAUAAACAGAAGGAGAGGUUAGAGAAAUUAGCUCGUUGGAAGCAGAAGAAGUCUGAAUCCAAAGCAGUUUUGAACACGCAGAACGUAAAUACUAACAGCCAAUCAUCGAAUCAGAAUAAUGUCUCAGAUAUAGAAAAUAAACUAGAGAAGGUCAAGGCUUGGAAGAAGAGGAAAUUAGAGGUUAAAUCGGACCAACAAACACCACCUGCUACACAAAGUGAAAUAAACCAUACCUCGAGUGUGCGACUAGAAGAGAACAUACAAGGAAUUAAACGGAAGAAAAGACAGAAGAGAGUUUCCAAUGUCUUUGAUGAAGUGAAGCCCAUCAAUAGUACUCCAACAAAUGAUGCACAACUAUCAGAAUCCGACAUACUCGAAAAAGUUGACUUAAAUACUGAAGAUCCACUUGAUAGCUUCUUUGGCAAUAUUGAAACAACAGAAGAGUUUCAUUUUGAGGUUAUUGAUAAUAAAGUGAAUAAUGAUGAGUUACUUGAUGAAGACAACUCAAAAUUUGACGCUUUACAGAAGGAACAAAAAAAAUUAGCCAAAGCUAAGAAGAACAAAAACAAGAAACUCCUUACACCUGUAAAUUUUAGGAAUAUUGACUUAGAUCCUAUAUCUAAAUGUUUAUAUAAUGAACCAGAGGAGAUCAAGUCAUAUACAGAAGAUGAAAUUGCAGACUUAAGGUUAGACCUCGAUAACAUCAAAAUUGAAGGUAAAGAUUGUCCAAGACCAGUUACUAAGUGGUCUCAACUUGGUAUUCCCUAUGAUAUUAUCCGAUUUAUUAAGGAUGUGUUUAGUUACAAAUCAUUAACUCCUAUUCAAACACAAACUAUACCGGCUAUUAUGAGUGGCAGGGAUGUAAUUGGUAUCUCCAAGACUGGAUCUGGUAAAACAAUUUCAUACCUGCUGCCGAUGAUCAGACAUGUCAAGGCUCAAAAGAAGUUACGAAAUGGAGAAACUGGUCCAAUUGCUGUAAUAUUUGCUCCGACAAGGGAGCUGGCGGUGCAAAUUAAUGAAGAAGUUCAAAAAUUAAUAUCAGACUUGGAUAUUUCUAGCAUUUGUUGUACUGGAGGGUCUGAUUUGAAGAAACAAAUCGACAAAUUGAAAACAGGUGUUGAAAUAGCUAUUGCAACACCUGGUAGAUUCAUAGAUCUGCUAUCAUUGAACGGAGGAAAUCUAGUAUCUACACUAAGAAUAUCAUUUGUUGUCAUGGAUGAAGCGGAUAGACUUUUUGAUUUUGGAUUUGAGCCUCAAAUUGCCAGUGUAUUACGAACUGUUCGACCAGAUAGACAGUGUGUUUUAUUCAGCGCUACAUUUCCGAGCAAAGUGAGCAAUUUUGCCUCUCGUUUUCUUGAUUCUCCCUUACAAAUCACUGUUAAUGCAGAGGGCAUGGUUAAUGAGAGAAUCAAUCAGAAGUUUACAAUAUGUUCUGACGAAUCAGAUAAAUUUAAAGAAUUACUAUCGUUACUGAAAGUUUUUAACAGUGAGACAGUGGAUGAGAAAACUAUAAUAUUUGUAUCAAGUCAGCAGAUAUGUGACAUUAUUGAGAAGAGAUUAACCGAUUACUCGGAAAAAUUAUAUUCAAUUCAUGCUGGAAGGCCAUAUAACGAGAGAAGACAAAAUUUAGAGCUUUUUAAGAAAACUAGUAACUCAAUUCUGUUGUGCACUGAGGUCAUGUCGCGGGGACUAAAUGUACCUGAAGUUUCAAGAGUGAUACUAUAUAAUUCUGCAAAAACAUUUGCGCAAUACGUUCACUCAACUGGUAGAACUGCAAGAGGAACUAGAGAAGGUACGUCAAUCAGUUUGUUAUUACCAAAUGAGUUAAGCUCCGCUUAUAUCCUAAAUAAAGCUAUGCGGGAUAAAGAUUUCUCUGAGUGUCCGGUAAAGGAGGUUAAAAACUUAAAACAAAUGGCCCAAAAGUUUGAGGAUGGGUUGAAAUCAGGCAAAUACAAACUUUCUACAGGUUUGGGUGGGAAAGGUCUUGAAAAUAUGGAUAACAGUAAGGAAACAAGCAACAACGAUUUAGAUGAACAGUUAAAACACCAAGAUAACAUAUCGAUAAGCCAGGAGGCAGAUUUACCAGAUGAUUUCAAAUUUGAUACUUCUGUGGAAACUGUUACAAAUGCCGAUGGAACAAUUGCAACAGUAUGUAAAUUUGUUGUAAAUGAUCUCCCACAACUAGUAAGGUGGGAAAUGACCAAAAAUACCUCUAUUAGCAAUAUGAUCCGUGAAACUGGAUGCAGUAUCACUUUACGAGGACGUUAUUAUCCACCAUCCAAUGUUACCAACGAUAAUAAUACUGAACCGAAGCUAUAUUUGCUAAUUGAAGCGACUGAUGAUAAAGCUGUACGGCAUUGUGUAGAUUUACUGAAAGAUAAUGCAAGGGUGGGAUUCAUGAAGGCAACUUCGGAAAGCUUAAGAAAUACUAAAUAUUAA
This is a messenger RNA of Nakaseomyces glabratus, 2451 nucleotides long. It is a transcript of the gene PRP5, whose product is annotated as DEAD-box RNA helicase PRP5. Lineage: Eukaryota; Fungi; Ascomycota; Saccharomycetes; Saccharomycetales; Saccharomycetaceae. The record is from RefSeq and is a predicted model, not a curated record. Gene Ontology annotation, molecular function: ATP binding; nucleic acid binding; RNA helicase activity. Gene Ontology annotation, biological process: mRNA splicing, via spliceosome. Gene Ontology annotation, cellular component: nucleus.